CGGAGCGGGGCACGGAGCCGGGCCAUGCCGUACCUGGGCGGCGAGGAGGUGGUGCGGGAGCUGCGGCGGGCGCUGUCCAACCCGCACGUACAAGCGGAUCGGAUGCGGUACCGCAACGCCGUCCUGCGGGUUAUCCGGCACAUGGCGCAGGGAGUGGACGUAUCGGGGCUGUUCCCGGAGAUGGUGAAGGCCAGCGCGGUACCGGACGUGGUGCAGAAGAAGCUGGUGUCGCUGUACGUGCGGGCGCAGGCCCCGCGGCAGCCGCAGCUGGCGCUGCUGGCGGUCAACACCCUGCGCAAGGACUGCGCCCACCCCAGCCCUGCUGUCAGGGGGCUCGCCCUCCGCAGCAUGUGCGGCCUCAGGAUGCCCGGCAUCCAGGAGUACCUGCAGCAGCCCCUCCUGAGCGGCCUGCGGGAUAAAGCCUCCUACGUGCGGAGAGUGGCGGUGCUGGGCUGCGCCAAGAUGCUGAAGCUGCAGGGGGACUGUGAAGUGGAUGGUGCUUUGGUGAAUGAGCUGUACAGUUUGCUUCGUGACCCGGAUCCUAUUGUAGUCGUGAAUUGUCUGAGGGCAUUAGAAGAGAUCUUGAAGAAGGAGGGAGGAGUUGUCAUCAACAAACCCAUUGCCCAUCAUCUCCUCAACAGGAUGGCAGAUCUGGAUCAGUGGGGGCAGAGCGAGGUGCUCACCUUCCUGCUACGCUACAAGCCCCGCGCUGAGGAGGAGCUCUUUGACAUACUCAAUUUACUGGAUGGCUGUCUCAAAAGCAGCAGCCCCAGCGUUGUGAUGGCAGCCACCAAGCUUUUCCUAGUGCUGGCCAGGGAGUACCCGCACGUGCAGGCAGAUGUUCUGGUGAGGGUGAAGGGCCCGCUGCUGGCUGCCUGCACCUCUGAGAGCAGAGAGCUCUGCUUCACCGCACUGUGCCACGUGCGUCAGAUCCUUCGUAGCCUUCCUGGCCAUUUCAGCAGCCACUACAAGAAGUUCUUCUGUUCGUAUUCAGAGCCCCACUACAUCAAAUGCCAGAAGAUGGAUGUGUUGUGCGAGCUGGUGAAUGAUGAAAAUGUACAGCAAGUGCUGGAGGAGCUGAAGAGCUACUGCAAUGAUGUAUCGAUAGAGCUUGCCCAAGGGGCAAUCUUUGCCAUAGGCAAUAUUGCUAGGACAUACACAGAACAGUGUGUGGGGAUUCUGACAGAGCUACUGAGGCUUCAGCAGGAACAUAUCACUUCAGCAGUCAUAAGGGCUUUUCGGGACCUGGUUUGGCUGUGUCCCCAGUGCACGGAUGCAGUGUGUCAGGCACUGCCUGGCUGUGAGGACACCAUCCAGGACAGUGAGGGCAAGCAAGCGUUGAUCUGGCUCCUGGGCACCCACGGUGAGAAAGUACCAAAUGCUCCCUAUGUUUUAGAGGACUUUGUGGAGAAUGUGAAAUCAGAGAUGUUUCCAGCAGUGAAGAUGGAGCUUCUGACAGCGCUGGUGCGCCUCUUCCUGUCCCGUCCUGCUGAGUGUCAGGACACGCUAGGGAGGCUGCUCUACUUCUGCAUAGAGGAGGAGACGGAUAUGGCCGUACGAGACCGUGGAUUGUUCUACUAUCGCCUUUUGCAGUCUGGUGUGGAGCAAGUGAAACGGGUCCUGUGCAGCCCCAAGUCUGAUCCCUCCCUGGGCCUUCUGGAAGAUAAAACUGAGCAACCCGUGAAUGCGUGGGCUUCAGAGUUUAAUACUCUUGCACCGGUUUAUGGCAGAGAACGCUGGGCACUUAUCACUGCUCACCAGCCAGCAGAACCCUCUUACACUUGUUCUCCUCGUAUUGACUCCAGCAACAGAGACACAGAGUCACUGAUUUCUGAAGAGGAUAAAGAAGUCCUCAAGGUCCAUCCUGACACAGGCAGCCUGACCUUAGUUCCUGAUGUUCACCUGACUGCAGAACAGUUUGAGAAGACCUGGCUGAGCUUGGAUACAAACUGGCACCUUUCUCUGCCCUGGUGUGGGGCAGUUCAUCCGGAUACCAUACAGACAGCUCUUCACGUUGUCCACAUCCAGACUAUUGCUAUGAGCAAAGCUGGUGUCCAGCCAUGGAAAGCUUAUCUCAGUGCUCAGGAUGACACAGGUUGCCUCUUCCUAACAGAGCUCUUGCUCGAGGCAGCAGAUUCGGAGAUGCAGGUUUCAGUGAAGCAGAGUGAGGCAAAGCCAGAGGCAAUGCAGGCCUUUAUUUCGGCAUUAAAGACAGUCAUGGGGACAGUUGCUGGGCUGGAGUCCUGACUGGUCCCUGCUCCUAGUAGGAUGCUUGCUCAGGGCAUGGGGAAAGUUUAUUUCUCUGGCUUUAUUUGCCAUACUUGAUGCUGGUUUUGCACUUUAAAGCUGUGAGAGUGUUUGCUGCCCUUUCCUGGGCUUGGACAGCACGUGUGGUGAGGCGGUCACUGCAGUGGAGCAGGGGGAAGGGUCUGUCCUCCCUCUGGGGUGGGGAAGGGACAAGGUGAUGCAUUUGUGAGCCUGCUGCUUCUGGUCUGAAUCACAGAAGUGGUGUCUGCGGUGCUUGUCACAAGGCACUGAGGUGGCUGACGGAGCCAGAGACGAGCAAGAUUCAGGGAUGUGUUUUGGAGAGUUUUUUUCUUGAGAAUCGUAAAUGAUUCAAGAAAAGAGUUCUGAGACUCCAGGAUGCAGCCGCUUGUCUCGCAUUAAGAGGAACAGUGCAGUGAAGAAAGAAGUAUUUAGUUCUUGGCUCCCUUUCCAAGGGAUUUCAAUAGUAGCUUCUCUACCAGUGAUUCUUGUUCUGCUGUGUCAGAGAUGGGUGGACAAGGUACAUUGGCCUCAAGAAAUGUUACCUAUUUCUUUUUCAAGAGAAAGAAGUGUAUUUUCUCAUUGGAAUGUGUUGCUGGGGUCACGAAUCACCCUAUCUGAAGUCCCCCCCUCAGCUCCCUGUGGCCAGGGUGACUGUGAGAAAACACAGAGUGUGCAGGUCUUGUAUGAUGUG
This is a messenger RNA of Pezoporus flaviventris, 2959 nucleotides long. It is a transcript of the gene AP4B1, whose product is annotated as adaptor related protein complex 4 subunit beta 1. Bases 25 to 2247 code for a protein of 740 amino acids. Gene Ontology annotation, cellular component: membrane coat; clathrin adaptor complex. The transcript has 10 exons. The record is from RefSeq and is a predicted model, not a curated record. Gene Ontology annotation, biological process: vesicle-mediated transport; intracellular protein transport. NCBI's taxonomy places the organism in Eukaryota, Metazoa, Chordata, Aves, Psittaciformes, Psittacidae. Gene Ontology annotation, molecular function: clathrin binding.